Schistosoma haematobium is the source of this 4879-nucleotide messenger RNA. RefSeq lists its product as uncharacterized. The record is from RefSeq and is a predicted model, not a curated record. NCBI's taxonomy places the organism in Eukaryota, Metazoa, Platyhelminthes, Trematoda, Strigeidida, Schistosomatidae. The transcript is spliced from 2 exons. The coding region runs from base 234 to 1466 and encodes 410 amino acids.
GAAAAUAUUAGGCGCCAAUAGCGUUAAGACCGCAACACUUUUCUUUGACUAGGAUUUCAUUCUCUCUAAGGUUCUACAAUGCACAUAUCCAAUGACGAUAACUGAAAUACUUAUUAGAACAGUGAAAUUAAUAAUAACAGUAGUCCAGUUGUAUUACGCUUCAUCUGUUUCAAUGAGUUUUUGCCAGUAGAUUUGAAAAUCUUUAACAACUUAUUGUUUUGUCAAUUGAUAAAAUGGCUUCUUUUCAAAAAGCACUUGAAAAUCUUAAUGAAGGUACAAUAUGCAUUAGUGUAUGUGUUAGUGUGUGGCUGUUAUUAAUUGCGGCUAGAAUGGAUAAUGUCUUAAUAAUUCCUUAUUGGACAAUAUUUCUACCACUUUGGUUGUGGAAAACGAUUGUUUUUGUCGGCUGGUUAGUUGGCUUAAUAGUAUGGUGUAAACAUUGGAGAAUUCAUGUUGAUGAUUCAGAGCGUAGUACAUUUCUUGUUCGUGAUGACCCUGCUCUACCUUACAUUCAAGCAAUGUCUGUAUCAGCAUUUUUUCACUUUCUUAUCACGUGUUCUGAAGUGUUAUUAUGCAUUCAUUUAUCAAUUGAAUCAUCUAAUCUUACUUAUCUAACUAUUUUAUCACCAUUACUAGUUGUUGGUGCUUUGGGUGUGUUCGGAUUUCUUUUUGUUAUGAUCGAUUCAAGAGCAACAUUUACAGCAAAUGCACGACGUCGAAGGCAACAUCAUUCACGAUCCUUAAAUAACAAUACCGGUAAUACUACCAUUACUAGUACCAACACUAUCAACAAUAAUAGUAUUAACAAUAAUACUACUACCAACAAUAACUCAGAUUCAUUUGUUUUCAUACCACGUUCACGUCAUGUAUGCUCGUUUACCUUAGAAUUAUGUAUCGCUGCUAAUCUAUUACAAUUAUUAUUUUUAAUUGCUAGACUUGACAAUUGGAUACGUUCAAAUUGGAUUGUCACCUUUAUCCCAUCAUUCAUAUUAUUAGCAAUGGGAUUUUUAUUUUGUUUUGCUGGUUUAACUAUUGCACUAAUCACAUACUUUACAGCCUUCUUUAUUCCUGUAGCCCAACGUAGAUUAUCUGUUUGUUAUUAUGCUUCACACUUACUAAUAGUUAUUUUCUUAUGCACUUCAUUAAUCCUUUUAGGGUUGAGAUUAGAUGGUUAUCUUUCUGCUUCAAAAAGUAGUGCAUUAUUAAUUUGUAUACCUGUAUUGUUGAGUAUGUUCUUAUAUGCUUCGUUAUCAUCUGGUCCUGGUAAUCCAUGGUGGUUCGGUUUGAACCGUAAUGUACUUCUGGCGAUAUUUGAGUCUUGUCCAACUUUACAACUGUGUGCCAAUAAUCAUAUUAGUAAAACUAGUCUGUGGAGAGUAUCUCGUUACCAUGGCGAUAAUGGUGAUAUGAAUAACACAUUGACGAUAGAUUCUUAUAAUGGGAAUCCUGUCGGAGUUGAAUUGUAAGUUUUCUGUAUAAUUCUGUUUCAUUUUAUAUUUAUGAGGUUGUCUUGUUAUGUUCUGGGUUUGUAAAUUGCCAAUAUCAAGUAAAUCCGUACUAAAGUUAUAUGUAGCUAUUGCUUGUAUAAAACAAAUCCACAACAGUUGCAUUCCAAAUGAGCUAGCUGGUUUUACGAAAUACAAUGAUAGUUACAUUUCUUUGAUGUGAAGCCUAGUCAUUUCCUCUAACAAGUACCUAUUUUUCAUCUCCAUCGACGUUUCUUCUAGUUGAUUGAUCAAUGUGUAAUGAUCACUAUUUAUUUCAUGUCCUUCUUCAAUGCCGACAUAAUUCUAUCGAUCAAGUUUCAAUGUGUCCACUAGCCUAAGUGACUGUAUUUUGCGCGCACAAUGUUAAGCUGUGGCCUGGAUAACGUUGACUGACCUACCUUAAAGUUCAAAUAGUCAUAAAAAUGGGUUUGGUGUGUUACUUUAUUUGGUGCACUAUUAUGCUCUUGUCUUCUUGAUAUUCGUCAAUACAUGAGAUUUGAGAAAUUUAUCUAAUAAUAGUCUGUAAAUGAUUGUUUUCAUUUGCUACAUUCUCACUGAUGGUCAUCUUGUUCAAAAUAGUAUUUUCGCUAAACCUCAACAACUCCCAGCUCCUCCUUAACUCCGAUAUUUUGGUAAAAUUUUUACUACUCACCGUUGAUAUCAGUCAUUGAAUAAAUUUGUAUUUUUUAUGCAAGUUGUUUCUCUUUUUUGUUAUAACCAACUGGUAUGUGUGUUUCUAUAUCGAUUAGUUCGGAUCAGGCUGCGGAAGUCAUUUGACUGGAAAUCUGUUAUUUGUCCAUCACUAACCGCCUUCACAUCUGUUUAAUUAGCUGACUAAUAACCCCGUCAGAUUAUCUCAAGAUAGGAGUUAAUUUUUAUUGUUAUCAGUUUAUUCUGCAGUUCCCCCUUAAACUCAAUCAAUAGUUCUAUCUUAUGUUCGAGCAUAAAUAAGUUUUCCAAAUAAUGCUAUUUUGCCCCAAUAUAUAUUAUUAGGCACAUAAUCAGUAUGUGACUAAAGUACAAAUACUUAGUCUAUAAAGAGUAACAAACUUCCACUUUCAGUGAUUACUAAUUGCGAUAUUAACGUUUUAGCAGUAAUUCUUGCCUGGUUAUUUGCCAAACCAAUCAGACAAUUAGCCAGUUUUCUAAGAUUGCGUGGUAAGUCAAUUACAGGCAUAAGCGAGGUUUAAUGAGCGAAAAGAUCGUUCAUUUGGCAAGAUCAGUCCUCCGAUGUAUAUUUAUAAAUACGUGUGAACUGAAAGUUUAUCUGUUCGGUAUCUUACAAUAACCUCCACGCAGUUUCAUCUCCAUCCUCUGUCUCAAUAGUAGUCGAACCGGACUAAAAACAAUGACGCCAGUCUUAUGAAAACAAUUUGUAACCUGAUGACACAAGUUCAGAAAUGAUUGUUUUGGUUAGCAUUUGUAGAGCGUUCAAUAACUAGGGAAAAUCUAAAUAUCAUUCUGUCUCAUAUUGUUUAGAAGCGAAUUUAUCUUUAAUAUAUUCGAUUAUCUUUCUACAUAAACCUGAAGAAAACCAGCAAAUACAAGUUUGUGUUUAAGUGUGCCAUUUUAGAUUUCUCUUUUCUUUCAGUCUUUAAUUGUAUUAUGUAGUUAUCUUUAUUCAUCAUAAAAGUUGUUAUUUCGCAACUGUAACACAGCUUGCUAUUCAUAUUUAAGAAAAUAUUUCACCUGCAGUAAUGAGAGUUACAGUACGUAAAUUAUUUUUAAACAAAAAUCUCAAUUAAUUUAUUACCCUUAUAAAUUUAUUAAUUAUCAUUUACAAAUAUUCCUCCUCUUCGUUUGUUAUUCUUGCUUUUUUUAAUUCAGUGUUAGACCUACUAUAACUAUCACUAAUUCACCUGUUACUGUUGCAUGUGGACUAAUUAAUUCACAUAACUUAAAACCUUGUCCAAAUUGUGCAGUUGGUUGUUGUAAUUGUUCAUCAUCAGCAUCACCAUCAUCAUCAACAACCAGUAAGAAAAAUAUCCACUGGUCAAAUGUCAAUAUUUCGUCAGAAAUCUCUCAUUUUUACAACUCUUUUCAUUAUGCAGAUCAUUUACUUUAUCCAGAUUAAAACUGGUUCUACGCAGUUAUUGUGAUCAUUGUCAUCAUCAUUAUCAACAUACAUUACUUCCCUCAUUUGUAACUAGUAAUCACAUAGCUGUAUUUCACGCACACUUGUUCAUAUAUAUAUAUAUAUAUAUAUAUAUAUAUAUAUAUAUAUAUAUCACUUUUCUGUUCCCGAAUUUUUCCAUUUACUUGUAGAAUUUCCAUCUUAUCAUUAUCGUAGUCACUGAAACAUACUUAUUCAGGAUAAUAUCAAAGCAUUUUCGUUUUUUUUAGAAAUUAAUUGUUACUUCCUUUCGUUCAUAUCUAUUUGUUGAUUUGUAAACUGGUUUCCUUCAUCGAACACUAAUUUAUUGUAGCUGCUUCUCUUCCUUUUUUGUUUUCGAUUUUCAUCCAUAUCUUUUAAUUUGUUUUAAAGCUCAGUUGAAGUACUCACAAAAGGAUAUACAUAGUUUUGCGUAUAUUUUGCGUAGUUGUAUCAUUCUCUGUGUUUAGGUGUGAAUACAUAUAUACUAAUCUAAAUGUAUGUUACAAUAGUCGUAUUUUACAGCCUAUUUUGUGAUAUUUCGUUAUUCGAAUUAUUAUUAUUAUUAUUAUUAUUAUUAUUAUUAUUAUUAUUAUUAUUAUCACUAUAAAUAACACCAUCUAAACUUUUUACCAAGUGAAAAUGUUAAUCACAAAAUUCAAAUGGUCUACUUAUUCUUAUUAUUAAUUUGUUCAUUGAGAAACGUUUAAUAGUACAAACAGGUGGUUCUAUUAUCACUGAUAAAUUAGUUAUGAGAUGGUUAUAUUUAGUAUUAAUGGUGAGAAUUGUUGUAAUGCCUGCAUGUUGUAUUGUAUUGCGUUGAUCGGAUAUAAAGGUUUUGAAUCUUUUAAGAUGUUUUCAAGUAUUCAGCAUUGAACUCUCACGUAAAUUUACUUUCUGUAAAAUAUAAAUUAUUGAUAAAACAAGGAAGAGAAUUCAUUAAUUAUAAAUGACGAUCAUUUAACUAUACUUUAUGUGUAUUAUUGUUUAUAGUUUGUCUGUGUUGUAAGAUGUAAAUGGUUCAUAAUUAUGAUUAAUAUUAUCCCGGCGAAGAUUAUUUAAAUAACACAUACUAGCAUUUGUAGACGCCAAAUGUCUUCACUAAAAGUCUCUUCCAUUGGCCUAGAUAACUACUUCAUUGCAUAAAACAAUUUGACAGAUUGGACAGAUACCAACAUAGAGCGCAAUUAAAAAGUAGCUAUCUCGUCUUAGUAUUGGAUUGCGUAACAGUGCCCAACCUUGACUAUUUACUCAAUUUAAUUAGGGAUUUUUGAGGUCGCUGAUAUAAUAAAAACAUCCG